UACAAGGGGCGGGGACCGUCCUCUGCGGAAGUUUGGGCCUGUGCGGCCUCCGUUCCCAGCGUGUUCCGAAGCAGUCACAGUGACUGCCACCGAGGAACGCACCCCGGCUGACCAUGGAGUUCGACUGUGAGGGCGUGAGACAGCAGCUAAGCAAGUACAAGUUCAGGGACCUGACCAUAGAAGAGCUGAAGAGCGUGAGCACGUCUUUCCCGCACUUCAGAUAUUCCAUGGACACCUACGUUUUCAAAGAUACUUCCCAAAAAGACCUGCUGAAUUUCACUGGUACGAUCCCUGUGAUGUAUCAGGGUAAGACAUACAACAUACCCAUUCUCUUCUGGAUCUUGGAUUCUCACCCUUUUGCUCCGCCCAUUUGCUUCUUGAAGCCAACUGCAAACAUGGAAAUCUCAGUUGGAAAACAUGUGGAUGCCAAAGGCAGAAUAUACUUGCCCUAUCUCCAAAACUGGAGCCAUCCCAAAUCUACCAUUGUUGGAUUAAUUAAAGAAAUGAUCGCCAAGUUUCAAGAGGAACUUCCUCUCUAUUCUAUACCAUUGUCCAGUGAAGCACAGCAGGCGGACUUGCUGGCCUACAUCGCAAAAAUCACCGAAGGUGUCUCAGACAUAAAUUCAAGGGGCUGGACAAAUCACGAGAGUAAAAUACCCAAUAAAAUCACUGUGGUUGGAAGUGGAGAUUUGGGUAUUGCUUGUACAUUAGCAAUUUCAGCAAAGGGCAUUGCAGACAAGCUGCUCCUUUUAGACCUCUCAGAUGGGACUAACCAACAGACGAUGGACCUUGAUAUCUUCAACCUGCCUAAUGUAGAGAUCAGCAAAGAUUUGUCUGCCUCUGCUCAUUCCAAGGUGGUGAUCUUCACAGCCAACUCUUUGGGUGGUUCUGAAUCCUACCUGCAUGCAGUACAAAGUAAUGUGGACAUGUUCAGAGCUCUGGUUCCAGCUCUGGGACAUUAUAGUCAACAUGCUGUCUUGCUUGUUGCCUCUCAACCAGUGGAAAUCAUGAGCUAUGUGACAUGGAAGCUGAGCACAUUUCCUGCGACUAGAGUGGUUGGGAUUGGCUGCAAUCUGGAUUCACAGAGGUUACAGUACAUUAUCACAAGUGUUUUGAAGACACAGACUUCAGGCAAAGAAGUGUGGGUUGUUGGUGAACAGGGAGAAAACAAAGUGUGCUCAUGGAGUGGCCAAGAUGGAGUACUGAGUCCCAGCUUUCAGGCACAGCUAUCCAGAAGGUAACAGUGCAGGGUUGAGAAGAUCUAGCUAAAACUCAUGUGCUUCCUAGCUGACAGAGCAGCUAUUUACACAGCAGCUUCUUGGCAGGCUUCUGUAAUCAGGACCACCUAACAGGAAGUACAAGGAGCAGUGCCAGCAGUCCUGGACUUCCAGGAGAGCUCGCAAGCUUGUCCAGACAUGUGAGGCAGUGGUCUGCUUCCUUUACAUCUACCAUCAAGUUAGUGUAAAGAGGACUUCUCUUACUACCUAGAAAUGGAUCUAGACUAAGCAUGCUGAACACAUCUGGAGAUCAGUCUAAGAGUAAAGUUUUCCAUAUCUCGUCAAAGGGCCACGGGCACUUUUUGUGGAAGCCUCCGAGGUUUGCCGUGCACGUGAGACUCAAACUCAGGUUAUUUUCAGCCCAUUUGCUAUUUCACCAUCACAGAUAAUGCUCUCAAGUCUGGCACAGUAGUAAAGCCCAGAUGUUUAAAUCUUCUGGGUUUUAGUACACAUGUCAGGUAGAAAGAAGAGGGUGUGAGGUUUUCAUCAGGUUAAACACUGCAUGUCAGGUUCCCCGGCUUUGUUAUCGUUUUUUGCUAGUGUGUUGUCUUUUUGAUGAUGCUGGGGUUAGACUCAGGGUGUGCUAAUGAAGUAUGUGUUUUACUACUGAAUUGUGCUCCCUAUCAUUUUCAAAUGGAA
Molecule: messenger RNA, 1916 nt
Organism: Mastomys coucha (southern multimammate mouse)
Lineage: Eukaryota; Metazoa; Chordata; Mammalia; Rodentia; Muridae
Gene: Uevld
Product: UEV and lactate/malate dehyrogenase domains
Exons: 10
Coding region: 114-1241 (375 amino acids)
Biological process (GO): endosome to lysosome transport; carboxylic acid metabolic process; protein modification process
Cellular component (GO): ESCRT I complex
Molecular function (GO): ubiquitin binding; oxidoreductase activity, acting on the CH-OH group of donors, NAD or NADP as acceptor
Source: RefSeq, a predicted model, not a curated record